AGCUCCAGGUCUUUGCACUGCAGCCCUGGGUCCCUGCUCUGAGGCUGCCUCAUCUGCCCUCAUGAGACCUUUAGAAAAAGUAGAGUGCAGAGGUUUUUUUCCAUUAUCAAAGUAACAUCAUAGAAAAAUCAGAACAAUUGUAAAAGGAGAAAGAAGGAAGAAAAUCACUUCUACUUCUACCCCCCAGGGUUGACAACCCUUGCUCUUUUGUUAUAACUCCAUGCAGUCAUUUUCUAGCAUUGAGUCUGCUCCCAGACAAGAGGUGACUUUUUUUUUAAGUGUUUUUUAAAAAUAAUUAAUUAAUUAAUCUAUUUUUGGCUGUGUUGGGUCUUUGUUGCUGCGCGCGGGCUUUCUCUAGUUGCGGCGAGUGGGGGCUACUCUGUUGUGGUGCACGGGCUUCUCAUUGCGGUGGCUUCUCUUGUUGUGGAGCAUGGGCUCUAGGUGCACGGGUUUCAGUAGUUGUGGCACGCAGGCUUCAGUAGUUGUGGCUCAUGGGCUCUAGAGCUCAGGCUCAGUAGUUGUGGCGCACGGGCUUAGUUGCUCUGCGGCAUGUGGGAUCUUCCAGGACCAGGGAUCGAACCUGUGUCCCCUGCAUUGGCAGGCGGAUUCUAAACCACUGCACCACCAGGGGAGUCCCAAGAGGUGACAUUUUGUUCUUUGGUAUUUCAUUGGCAUUAUGACAGGUAUUUCCCUCACGUGCUUAUAUAUUUUGUGUACCUACCCCUAACAGCUGCAUCUUAAUUAAUCCUGGGCACAUUCUAUAAUUUAUGGACCGUUUCUCUGUUGUUGACGGUGAAGUGGGUUGGCCAGGAGACCCCUACAAAGGCAGAAGACACACAGAUCAUUCCGGGAGGCGGAGCCAGGAAGACCCUAAGCGAGGCCGCGAGGAUGGAGCUGCCGGUUUCACACACUUGGCCUCAUUCCUUUUACGCCCAGAACUAGAAGUCCAUUUUUUCUGUGGCUAACCGUGUUGGGCGUUGAGCGGAAGCAGCGAGAUGUCCGGCCUCAGGAAGGGCGCGUGGGUCCCAAGGCGGGGGCGCGGGCGCGCGGCGCCACCGUUCGUGGUCAGACCGGGCUCCGAGAUGGCCUCCCAGCCCCCGGGCGUCCCCAGCUCCGCAAAAGCCCUGGACCAGGAUGGGAAGACAGCGCUCCAGAGAAGUAACGUGCAGCUGUCCUCGCUCCACAUCCGCGACGGCGCGCAUCGGCCCUGCAAGCUGCCCUGGGUAGCCCUGGUCAGGGCCUGCGGCCGCUUCAAGCUCUCACUCUUAGAGGCGCGGCGGGGCCGGCUGCUGCCCUCGCUUAACCCCCUGGCCGUGGGCAAUGACUUGCCACCUCCGGAGAAGCACUGGAUGCCUGAGAAGGCAGCGUUCUGGGGCGACCAGGAACCCCUCUCCAAGAUCCCAUUUAAAAUUAUGAGGGGACACCAGCACAUUGUGAGUUCCUGUCACUUCUGUGUGGAUGACACAAAGGUCCUCAGUGGCUCCUAUGACUGCACCGUGAAGCUGUGGGAUGCCGUGGAUGGAUCUAUUGUUCGGAAUUUUGAGCCGGGGCCCGGAGCUCCUGUUUUAGAAUGCAGCGUCACGGCUGACAGCAGAAGAAUUAUUGCAGCAUCUUAUGACAAAACAGUGAGGGUUUGGGACCUUGAAACAGGCAAGCUGCUGUGGAAGCUCAGUCAUGAAACCUUCAUAGUCUCCUGUAAGUUUUCCCCCGAUGGUAAAUACGUGGUCUCAGGCUUGGAUGUGGACCGUGGAAUCUGUAUAACAGAUGCGGAAGACACCACCACCGUGUCCCACAUCAAAGAUCAUCAUGGGAUGUCGGUCACGGCAUGCUGCUUUGACCCAGACAGCCAGAAGGUGGCUUCCGUCUCACUGGACAGGAGCAUCAAGAUCUGGGAUGUGACAUCCCAGGCCACGCUGCUCACCAUCCCCAAAGCACACACCAACGCAAUCUCAAACUGCUGUUUUACCUUCAGUGGCCAUUUUCUGUGUACAAGCUCUUGGGAUAAAACCUUAAAAAUAUGGAACGUUCAUACAGGGGAGUUUCGAAACCGUGGAGCCUGUGUGACUCUGAUGCAGGGUCAUGAAGGUUCCGUGAGCUCCUGCCACUUUGCCAGAGACACCUCUUUUCUUGUGUCUGGAGGGUUCGACAAGACUGUGGCUAUUUGGGAUGUAGGAGAAGGCUACCGGAAGCUCUCCUUGAAGGGCCAUAAUGACUGGGUGAUGGAUGUUGCCAUUAGCAAAAACAAGAAAUGGAUCCUGUCUGCUUCAAAGGAUAAGACCAUGAGACUAUGGAAUAUUGAAGAAAUUGACCAAAUUCCUUUGGUAAUCGAGUACAAAAAGGCCCGGGGCUUAAAGCUGAAACAGUGUGAAGAAUGUGACAGGCCUUUCUCCAUCUACGAAAGUGACAUCUUUUCUGAAACAGUCACCAAAUGUGUGUUCUGCCGGAUCGAAGCAAAAAACUUGUCAAUAGAGGCCUCACCAUCAUCAGAAGGGGAGGUCUCACUGUCAAGGGAGUACAGCCGGGGUGAGGAUGGCUGA
Molecule: messenger RNA, 2537 nt
Organism: Balaenoptera acutorostrata (minke whale)
Lineage: Eukaryota; Metazoa; Chordata; Mammalia; Artiodactyla; Balaenopteridae
Gene: WDR88
Product: WD repeat domain 88
Exons: 11
Coding region: 996-2537 (513 amino acids)
Molecular function (GO): protein binding
Source: RefSeq, a predicted model, not a curated record